Arabidopsis lyrata subsp. lyrata is the source of this 1339-nucleotide messenger RNA. Its product is annotated as probable ADP-ribosylation factor GTPase-activating protein AGD8. Gene Ontology annotation, molecular function: GTPase activator activity. Gene Ontology annotation, biological process: COPI coating of Golgi vesicle. The record is from RefSeq and is a predicted model, not a curated record. The transcript has 6 exons. Lineage: Eukaryota; Viridiplantae; Streptophyta; Magnoliopsida; Brassicales; Brassicaceae. The coding region runs from base 1 to 1191 and encodes 396 amino acids.
AUGGGUCCCGACAACUUUACUGAUAAAGAUAUUGUUUUCAGAAAACUCAGAGCAAAAUCUGAGAACAAGGUCUGCUUCGAUUGUAGUGCGAAGAACCCGACAUGGGCAUCAGUUACGUACGGGAUAUUUCUCUGCAUGGAUUGUUCAGCUACGCAUCAGAGUCUCGGUGUUCAUAUCAGCUUCGUCAGAUCAACGAAUUUAGACUCAUGGAGCUCUGAGCAGCUCAGGGCAAUGAUGUUUGGUGGCAACAACCGCGCUCAGUUGUUUUUCAAGGAACACGGAUGGACCGAUUGUGGCAAAACCGAGGCUAAGUACACUUCAAGGGCUGCUGAUUUGUAUAAGCAGAUUCUUGCUAAAGAAGUUGCUCAAGACACUAAUUCUGCUCCAUCGUCCUCAUCUCUCGUUGUUACUUCUCAGCUACCUGAAGCAUCUAAUGCUUCUGAUGUCAAGGAAGAGUUACCUUCUAAUGAAACUUCUUCUGUCAAACAUGAAGCUACCGGUGUGACUUCUUGGUCCAAAACUUCUAAUGCUGUUAUUCACAGUACGUUUAAGAAACAUAUUGGUGCGAAAAAAAAGGGCAAAGUUGGUGGUCUUGGUGCUCGGAAAUUGACUACCAAGCCAAAUGAAAGUCUCUAUGAGCAGACACCGGAAGAAUCUGCACCAUCUUUAACUAAUAACAGCGGAACCAAAUCAUCAUUUGCUUCUCGGUUUGAGGACAUUGACGACGACUCACAUUCUGGAGGAGAAAGUGGUGGUGGUACACUAGUGCUUAGCCACGUUGCUGAACCACCAAAGUCAUCAUCAAGCUCCAGCUCCACUUCUUCCAACAAAUAUGCUGAUCGUGAAUCUGAUGAGGAGGUCUCGGAGAAGAAAGGUUUAUGGUCGUCGGUAGUGAACAUAGCGGUACAAAUGAAGAAGGCGCUCACUACAAGACGUCCUCCAAUAGAUAUUUAUUUUAUCCGUAGCGAAGUGACAGAGGUAAUGGAGAAAUUGCAUGCCUCCGAUGCUGAAACCAUCCCUCGUGCCACCCGUAUAGAAAUGGUCAACCAAUUGAAUUGCUACGUCAUAAUGUCAUAUUGGCGUCUUUGCGAUGAUUAUGAAUACGGACCCAUAAUUGAGAGUUGCCGAAAGGAUGUGCUGCUCUUAUUGAAUGAGAUAUAUCCGCCGAUAAUAGAUACGCCGGAAAAUUAGUUCCAUCAACAAGUCGGUCUAAUUAACAAAGGACUAGAAAUUGGUAUGCUUUUUAUUUGGUCCUAUGUGUAUGUAAGUUUGUGUGGGUACUAAACACACUGUGUAGUGUGUAUUAAUAACAUGGGCCGAACCUUAGAGCCAACUAGCC